Pongo pygmaeus (Bornean orangutan) is the source of this 8815-nucleotide messenger RNA. It is a transcript of the gene SPTBN1, whose product is annotated as spectrin beta, non-erythrocytic 1. The record is from RefSeq and is a predicted model, not a curated record. The transcript is spliced from 31 exons. Gene Ontology annotation, molecular function: actin binding; structural constituent of cytoskeleton; phospholipid binding. The coding region runs from base 140 to 6607 and encodes 2155 amino acids. Lineage: Eukaryota; Metazoa; Chordata; Mammalia; Primates; Hominidae. Gene Ontology annotation, cellular component: spectrin.
CCUGCUGGACUUGCAGACCGGAAUGGGGCUCGCCUAAGGAGCCGAGCGCUGCGGAGGCUGCUGCGUGUUGGAUGGGCGUGGGAGGGGGCUGGAGCGGGAUUUCCAGGGCGCAGUCCGCCGGGGCUUUACGCCGGGCAUAAUGGAAUUGCAGAGGACGUCUAGUAUCUCCGGGCCGCUGUCGCCGGCGUACACGGGGCAGGUGCCUUACAACUAUAACCAGCUGGAAGGCAGAUUCAAGCAGCUGCAAGAUGAGCGUGAAGCCGUGCAGAAGAAGACCUUCACCAAGUGGGUCAAUUCCCACCUUGCCCGAGUGUCCUGCCGGAUCACAGACCUGUACACUGACCUUCGAGAUGGACGGAUGCUCAUCAAGCUGCUGGAGGUCCUCUCUGGAGAGAGGCUGCCUAAACCCACCAAGGGACGAAUGCGCAUCCACUGCUUAGAGAAUGUGGACAAGGCCCUUCAGUUCCUGAAGGAGCAGAGAGUCCAUCUUGAGAACAUGGGGUCCCAUGACAUCGUGGAUGGAAACCACCGGCUGACCCUUGGCCUCAUCUGGACCAUCAUCCUGCGCUUCCAGAUCCAGGAUAUCAGUGUGGAAACUGAAGACAACAAAGAGAAGAAAUCUGCCAAGGAUGCAUUGCUGUUGUGGUGCCAGAUGAAGACAGCUGGGUACCCCAAUGUCAACAUUCACAAUUUCACCACUAGCUGGAGGGACGGCAUGGCCUUCAAUGCACUGAUACACAAACACCGGCCUGACCUGAUAGAUUUUGACAAACUAAAGAAAUCCAAUGCACACUACAACUUGCAGAAUGCAUUUAAUCUGGCAGAGCAGCACCUCGGCCUCACUAAACUGUUGGACCCCGAAGACAUCAGCGUGGACCAUCCUGAUGAGAAGUCCAUAAUCACUUAUGUGGUGACUUAUUACCACUACUUCUCUAAGAUGAAGGCCUUGGCUGUUGAAGGAAAACGAAUUGGAAAGGUGCUUGACAAUGCUAUUGAAACAGAAAAAAUGAUUGAAAAGUAUGAAUCACUUGCCUCUGACCUUCUGGAAUGGAUUGAACAAACCAUCAUCAUUCUGAACAAUCGCAAAUUUGCCAAUUCACUGGUCGGGGUUCAACAGCAGCUUCAGGCGUUCAACACUUACCGCACUGUGGAGAAACCACCCAAAUUUACUGAGAAGGGGAACUUGGAAGUGCUGCUCUUCACCAUUCAGAGCAAGAUGAGGGCCAACAACCAGAAGGUCUACAUGCCCCGGGAAGGGAAGCUCAUCUCUGACAUCAACAAGGCCUGGGAAAGACUGGAAAAAGCGGAACACGAAAGAGAACUGGCUUUGCGGAAUGAGCUCAUAAGACAGGAGAAACUGGAACAGCUCGCCCGCAGAUUUGAUCGCAAGGCAGCUAUGAGGGAGACUUGGCUGAGCGAAAACCAGCGUCUGGUGUCUCAGGACAACUUUGGGUUUGACCUUCCUGCAGUUGAGGCCGCCACAAAAAAGCACGAGGCCAUUGAGACAGACAUUGCCGCAUACGAGGAGCGUGUGCAGGCUGUGGUAGCCGUGGCCAGGGAGCUCGAGGCCGAGAAUUACCAUGACAUCAAGCGCAUCACAGCGAGGAAGGACAAUGUCAUCCGGCUCUGGGAAUACCUACUGGAACUGCUCAAGGCCCGGAGACAGCGGCUCGAGAUGAACCUGGGGCUGCAGAAGAUAUUCCAGGAAAUGCUCUACAUUAUGGACUGGAUGGAUGAAAUGAAGGUGCUAGUAUUGUCUCAAGACUAUGGCAAACACUUACUUGGUGUGGAAGACCUGUUACAGAAGCACACCCUGGUUGAAGCAGACAUUGGCAUCCAGGCAGAGCGGGUGAGAGGUGUCAAUGCCUCCGCCCAGAAGUUCGCAACAGAUGGAGAAGGUUACAAGCCCUGCGACCCCCAGGUGAUCCGAGACCGCGUGGCCCACAUGGAGUUCUGUUAUCAAGAGCUUUGCCAGCUGGCGGCUGAGCGCAGGGCCCGUCUGGAAGAGUCCCGCCGCCUCUGGAAGUUCUUCUGGGAGAUGGCAGAAGAGGAAGGCUGGAUACGGGAGAAGGAGAAGAUCCUGUCCUCGGACGAUUACGGGAAAGACCUGACCAGCGUCAUGCGCCUGCUCAGCAAGCACCGGGCGUUCGAGGACGAGAUGAGCGGCCGCAGUGGCCACUUCGAACAGGCCAUCAAGGAAGGCGAAGACAUGAUCACGGAGGAGCACUUCGGGUCGGAGAAGAUCCGUGAGAGGAUUAUUUACAUCCGGGAGCAGUGGGCCAACCUAGAGCAGCUCUCGGCCAUUCGGAAGAAGCGCCUGGAGGAGGCCUCCCUGCUGCACCAGUUCCAGGCAGAUGCUGAUGACAUUGACGCCUGGAUGCUGGACAUCCUCAAGAUUGUCUCCAGCAGCGACGUGGGCCACGAUGAGUAUUCCACACAGUCUCUGGUCAAGAAACACAAGGACGUGGCGGAAGAGAUCGCCAAUUACAGGCCCACCCUUGACACGCUGCACGAGCAAGCCAGCGCCCUCCCCCAGGAGCAUGCCGAGUCUCCAGACGUGAGGGGCAGGCUGUCAGGCAUCGAGGAGCGGUAUAAGGAGGUGGCAGAGCUGACGCGGCUGAGGAAGCAGGCACUCCAGGACACUCUGGCCCUGUACAAGAUGUUCAGCGAGGCUGAUGCCUGUGAGCUCUGGAUCGACGAGAAGGAGCAGUGGCUCAACAACAUGCAGAUCCCAGAGAAGCUGGAGGAUCUGGAGGUCAUCCAGCACAGAUUUGAGAGCCUAGAACCAGAAAUGAACAACCAGGCUUCCCGGGUCGCAGUGGUGAACCAGAUUGCACGCCAGCUGAUGCACAGCGGCCACCCAAGUGAGAAAGAAAUCAAAGCCCAGCAGGACAAACUCAACACGAGGUGGAGCCAGUUCAGAGAACUGGUUGACAGGAAGAAGGAUGCCCUCCUGUCUGCCCUGAGCAUCCAGAACUACCACCUCGAGUGCAACGAAACCAAAUCCUGGAUUCGGGAAAAGACCAAGGUCAUCGAGUCCACCCAGGACCUGGGCAAUGACCUGGCUGGUGUCAUGGCCCUGCAGCGCAAGCUGACCGGCAUGGAGCGGGACUUGGUGGCCAUUGAGGCAAAGCUGAGUGACCUGCAGAAGGAGGCGGAGAAGCUGGAGUCCGAGCACCCUGACCAGGCCCAGGCCAUCCUGUCUCGGCUGGCCGAGAUCAGCGACGUGUGGGAGGAGAUGAAGACCACCCUGAAAAACCGAGAGGCCUCCCUGGGAGAGGCCAGCAAGCUGCAGCAGUUCCUACGGGACUUGGACGACUUCCAGUCCUGGCUCUCUAGGACCCAGACGGCGAUCGCCUCGGAAGACAUGCCGAACACCCUGACCGAGGCUGAGAAGCUGCUCACGCAGCACGAGAACAUCAAGAACGAGAUCGACAACUACGAGGAGGACUACCAGAAGAUGAGGGACAUGGGCGAGAUGGUCACCCAGGGGCAGACCGAUGCCCAGUACAUGUUUCUGCGGCAGCGACUGCAGGCCCUGGACACUGGAUGGAACGAGCUCCACAAGAUGUGGGAGAACAGACAAAAUCUCCUAUCCCAGUCACAUGCCUACCAGCAGUUCCUCAGAGACACGAAGCAAGCCGAAGCCUUUCUUAACAACCAGGAGUAUGUUCUGGCUCACACUGAAAUGCCUACCACCUUGGAAGGAGCUGAAGCAGCAAUUAAAAAGCAAGAGGACUUCAUGACCACCAUGGACGCCAAUGAGGAGAAGAUCAACGCUGUGGUGGAGACUGGCCGGAGGCUGGUGAGCGAUGGGAACAUCAACUCAGAUCGCAUCCAGGAGAAGGUGGACUCUAUUGAUGACAGACAUAGGAAGAAUCGUGAGACAGCCAGUGAACUUUUGAUGAGGUUGAAGGACAACAGGGAUCUACAGAAAUUCCUGCAAGAUUGUCAAGAGCUGUCUCUCUGGAUCAAUGAGAAGAUGCUCACAGCCCAGGACAUGUCUUACGAUGAAGCCAGAAAUCUGCACAGUAAAUGGUUGAAGCAUCAAGCAUUUAUGGCAGAACUUGCAUCCAACAAAGAAUGGCUUGACAAAAUCGAGAAGGAAGGAAUGCAGCUCAUUUCAGAAAAGCCUGAGACGGAAGCUGUGGUGAAGGAGAAACUCACUGGUUUACAUAAAAUGUGGGAAGUCCUUGAAUCCACUACUCAGACAAAGGCCCAGCGGCUCUUUGAUGCAAACAAGGCCGAACUUUUCACCCAGAGCUGUGCAGAUCUAGACAAAUGGCUGCAUGGCCUGGAGAGUCAGAUUCAGUCUGAUGACUAUGGCAAAGACCUGACCAGUGUCAAUAUCCUGCUGAAAAAGCAACAGAUGCUGGAGAAUCAGAUGGAAGUGCGGAAGAAGGAGAUCGAAGAGCUCCAAAGCCAAGCCCAGGCCCUGAGUCAGGAAGGGAAGAGCACCGACGAGGUGGACAGCAAGCGCCUCACUGUGCAGACCAAGUUCAUGGAGUUGCUGGAGCCCUUGAACGAGAGGAAGCAUAACCUGCUGGCCUCCAAAGAGAUCCAUCAGUUCAACAGGGAUGUGGAGGACGAGAUCUUGUGGGUUGGAGAGAGGAUGCCUUUGGCAACUUCCACGGAUCAUGGCCACAACCUCCAGACUGUGCAGCUGUUAAUAAAGAAAAAUCAGACCCUCCAGAAAGAAAUCCAGGGGCACCAGCCUCGCAUUGACGACAUCUUUGAGAGGAGCCAAAACAUCGUCACUGACAGCAGCAGCCUCAACGCUGAGGCCAUCAGACAGAGGCUUGCCGACCUGAAGCAGCUGUGGGGUCUCCUCAUUGAGGAGACAGAGAAACGCCACAGGCGGCUGGAGGAGGCGCACAGGGCCCAGCAGUACUACUUUGAUGCUGCUGAGGCCGAAGCCUGGAUGAGCGAGCAGGAGCUGUACAUGAUGUCAGAGGAGAAGGCCAAGGAUGAGCAGAGUGCUGUCUCCAUGUUAAAGAAGCACCAGAUCCUAGAACAAGCUGUGGAGGACUAUGCAGAGACCGUGCAUCAGCUCUCCAAGACCAGCCGGGCCCUGGUGGCCGACAGCCAUCCUGAAAGUGAGCGCAUUAGCAUGCGGCAAUCCAAAGUGGAUAAACUGUACGCUGGUCUGAAAGACCUUGCUGAAGAGAGAAGAGGCAAGCUGGAUGAGAGACACAGGUUAUUCCAGCUCAACCGGGAGGUGGACGACCUGGAGCAGUGGAUCGCUGAGAGGGAGGUGGUCGCAGGGUCCCACGAACUGGGACAGGACUAUGAGCAUGUCACGAUGUUACAAGAACGAUUCCGGGAGUUUGCCCGAGACACCGGGAACAUUGGGCAGGAGCGCGUGGACACGGUCAAUCACAUGGCAGAUGAGCUCAUCAACUCUGGACAUUCAGAUGCCGCCACCAUUGCUGAAUGGAAGGACGGCCUCAAUGAAGCCUGGGCCGACCUCCUGGAGCUCAUUGACACAAGAACACAGAUUCUUGCCGCUUCCUAUGAACUGCACAAGUUUUACCAUGAUGCCAAGGAGAUCUUUGGGCGUAUACAGGACAAACACAAGAAACUCCCUGAGGAGCUUGGGAGAGAUCAGAACACAGUGGAGACCUUACAGAGAAUGCAUACUACAUUUGAGCAUGACAUCCAGGCUCUGGGCACACAGGUGAGGCAGCUGCAGGAAGAUGCAGCCCGCCUCCAGGCGGCCUACGCGGGUGACAAGGCCGACGACAUCCAGAAGCGCGAGAACGAGGUCCUGGAAGCCUGGAAGUCCCUCUUGGACGCCUGUGAGAGCCGCAGGGUGCGGCUGGUGGACACGGGGGACAAGUUCCGCUUCUUCAGCAUGGUGCGCGACCUCAUGCUCUGGAUGGAGGAUGUCAUCCGGCAGAUCGAGGCCCAGGAGAAGCCAAGGGAUGUAUCAUCUGUUGAACUCUUAAUGAAUAAUCAUCAAGGCAUCAAAGCUGAAAUUGAUGCACGUAAUGACAGUUUCACAACCUGCAUUGAACUUGGGAAAUCCCUGUUGGCGAGAAAACACUAUGCAUCUGAGGAGAUCAAGGAAAAAUUACUGCAGUUGACAGAAAAGAGGAAAGAAAUGAUCGACAAGUGGGAAGACCGAUGGGAAUGGUUAAGACUGAUUCUGGAGGUCCAUCAGUUCUCAAGAGACGCCAGUGUGGCCGAGGCCUGGCUUCUUGGACAGGAGCCGUACCUAUCCAGCCGAGAGAUAGGCCAGAGCGUGGACGAGGUGGAGAAGCUCAUCAAGCGCCACGAGGCAUUUGAAAAGUCUGCAGCAACCUGGGAUGAGAGGUUCUCUGCCCUGGAAAGGCUGACUACAUUGGAGUUACUGGAAGUGCGCAGACAGCAAGAGGAAGAGGAGAGGAAGAGGCGGCCGCCUUCUCCCGAGCCGAGCACGAAGGUUUCAGAGGAAGCCGAGUCCCAGCAGCAGUGGGAUACUUCAAAAGGAGAACAAGUUUCCCAAAACGGUUUGCCAGCUGAACAGGGAUCUCCACGGGUUAGUUACCGCUCUCAAACCUACCAAAACUACAAAAACUUUAAUAGCAGACGGACAGCCAGUGACCAGCCAUGGUCUGGACUGUGAAGUUCACUACCAUUUGUCAAGAAUCACCCUUUCCAAAUCCUCUGGGUUUUGACUUUUUGGCUUCCACUUCACCCAAAAUGUUAAAAUUUUUACUUAAUUCAUAGCCUUCCUUGGUUUCAUAUUUGUUUGCAUUUAAUUCAUGUUUGAGUCUCUUAACUGAUGGAUGCCCAGUUGCCUUAAAGCAGCAUACUUAUUUUUUGUUUAUUUAUUGUGAGCUUUUUACUUUAUUAAGAUUUUACAGCGAAACCCUUACAUGAGUAAUUGAAAUGAAAUUAAAUGAGAUUACAGCAUAAUGAAGAAGAAAACUAGAAUCUAACAGGUAUGACACAUUCAGUUAUUCUAACAGGGCACAGUACUGUGCUAUAUGUAGCCCCCUUUACAGAUGUUAUUAACCUAUAAUAGUUUACUUUUAACUAGGAAGACUGGUGUAUGAGGAGGGAGACAUUCUAUAAUAAGAUUAAAACCUAAAGUCAGCUGUGUAACAUUCCAUGAAAGAUGCAUUCAUUUAUUGACGAUGACAAAAAAGAGAGUCAGAUAUAUUCUGGAAGCUAUUUUAAUUUUAGGCACACAAUCUCAUACAUUUUGAGACCCUUGGAUCAUUUAUUACUUUUUACAAACUAGUUCCUCUCUUUUUUUCUGCCAAGUCCUGAAUUGAAAACUGUAGGCUUCCUUGCACAGAUGUUGCAGCCAGCCUCAGGAGUAAAGUGCCCACUGACUGCUGCCGCCACCUCUGUCUCGCUCCCUGUCAGUGUUGCUGUCACGUGGGACGCGGCAGGUGACAGCCGUUCUCAGCAUGUUUUAGAAGCUUGCCUUACAGACUUCCAUGCCUCUCCAUUCAGCCGAUGACUUCAGGGUGUCAAACUGUUUUAAUUUUUCAAACAAAUGGAACAGAAGCCAUUGUGGUUCAUCCUGAUUACUUGAACACUGCACUUGGUGGACCGUGCCUGGGAGCGCUCGCAUGCCCCCUGGCUUCAGAAGUCAUGUCAGUGUCUCUGUAGACAAACUCCACUGUACAUCUUGGAUUAAUCUUCUGAUUCAUUGUUCAUUUUCUCAAGACUUUUUGUGGAAUUCUCUGAUAAAGGAAGCUUUUAGGAUGGUAUCUAUCAGGCCACCAGCAGGAAUUGAAAAUGUUUUCACAAAAAUCCAUUUCCUUAGAAAUAAAAGCUGGUGACAGAGAUGGUUUCCUUGUGCAAAACCAAAUCCAUAAUAUACAUCAAAACCUUGUGAGACAUUCACUUGCUCUUUUGCCAUAUUUAGAUGUGUUAGUGGAAUCAGAAACCUGUUUUGAUAUGUGUUCUCCAUGAGUUAAGUCUGAUUUGUCUUUUUAUUUCAUGAUGCAUGUCUUUUUUUUUCUUUUGUCAGGAUAACGUCAUAUAGCAUCUUGUUUGUUUUUUCUUAUCUCUAUGUACAUAUCUAUCUACUUCUGACUGUAGAUGGGUAUAUAGAUAGAUGCCAAGCUUCUUAUGUUCUGGGGGUAGUAUGCAUCAUUAUUGGGUCUCUGCCUUAAAACACAUCAAAAUUCAUUUUAGAAAAAAAAACUUCUGCUUUGUUUUUGGUCAUUAGGGAGCUCUAAUGUGUGUUUCUGGCUCCAAGUUACAUUUUGUGUUUCAUUGAUCUAUAUGUAUAUAUGUGAUGUUUUCAUAUAUAUAUGUGUGUGUUUAAAUUUUGUAUCAUCAGGACUGACACCCAAUUUGACACUUUUUGUAUCUAGAAGACCCUCCAAAAAAGGAACCACAUAAGCACACAAGAAAGGAGUGCUAUGAUGUUUUUAGCAUUUGCUAUCAUGCCUAUUUUAAUCUAGAUUUUUAAAUGUAGCUUGUCAUAACAAAAUUUUAAUUACAAUUGGAUUGUAUUAGAAGAAGAAAAAGUAUUGUUUUGAGUGAUGAUGCAGAGACUCAAUGAACUUGAAAAUAGCAUUGCUUCAUGCACUUUGAAAACCAAUCGGGUGUUUUCUGUGCUACUAGUUGUCACAUUGCAUUUAUGUUCACCUCCUGAUUUAAGUAUCUCGGGUGUGCCCAGCCACUAAAGCACUCUGGACUAAUCGCUAAAGAGAAGCAACGUGGGGGGUGGGGUUGCGGGGGAUGUGUUCACAUGUACCCAUCAUUUGAUCAUAGCACUGUGAUUGCUUUUGAUGUGUGUCUCUAGUGGUGUGUUGUCUGUUGGCAUGCUUAAAGCACAUGUCCAUUAAAAUUCAUUUUGUUCCUUUUA